Molecule: messenger RNA, 1976 nt
Organism: Cutaneotrichosporon oleaginosum
Lineage: Eukaryota; Fungi; Basidiomycota; Tremellomycetes; Trichosporonales; Trichosporonaceae
Biological process (GO): ammonium transmembrane transport
Cellular component (GO): plasma membrane
Molecular function (GO): ammonium channel activity
Source: RefSeq, a predicted model, not a curated record
CUCUCUUGUCUCUCUAUCCACCCACCUCAACCCUCUCGACUUCCUCCCCUCCCCUCGCUGUCUCCGCUCCUCUUGCCAAGCAGUCCUUGAGCUAGUUCUACGUCGCUCACCUCCCCUUCCACCGCCUGUCUCCAGCCUACACUCGCUUCCGGCCUUCCCCGCCGUUGCCCGACCCCAUCGACUCCGUCGACCCCCCUCUCCCAACGCCCACCACUACCCCCACCACACUCAUUCACCAUGGUCAACCUCACCUAUGGUAUCAUCUCGCCCAACCCGGACGGGACCUUCACCUACAAUGAGCUUGGCACGGACAUUGUCUCCACUCUCAACGGAGAGACGUCCGUCUACGACCCAGGAGACAUUGCCUGGGUCCUGACCAGCGCGGUGCUCAUCAUUUUCAUGAUUCCCGGCCUGGGUUACCUGUAUUCCGGUCUGGCGCGACGCAAGAAUGCCCUCCAGCUCUUGCUGCUUUCCAUGCUCUCGCUCGCCAUUGUUUCCUUCCAGUGGUUCUUCAUCGGCUAUUCUCUCGUCUUUUCCGAAACCGGCGGUUCCUUCUUCGGUGAUGGUCGCAACGUCGGUUUCCGCGGCGUCCUCGAGCGUCCCAUUCCAGAGUCCAACGGCAAGCUCCCUGAGAUCGUCUUCGCCACAUACCAGAUGAUGUUCGCCAACCUCGUCCCUGCCAUUCUGCUCGGUGCCGCCGCUGAGCGUUCCCGCACUCUGCCCGCCAUGCUCUUCAUCUUUGCUUGGACCACCCUCGUCUACGACGUGCUUGCCCACUGGAUCUGGAGCAUCAACGGCUGGGCCGCAAAGUGGGGUGUAAUCGACUACGCUGGUGGUGUCCCUGUCGAGAUUGCUUCCGGUAUCGGUGGCCUUGCCUACUCGUACUUCAUCGGCAAGCGCCGCGGCUACGGCACUGAGCGUGUCAUGUUCAAGCCCUCGAACGUUUCCCAGAUCACCCUUGGUACUGUCAUGCUCUGGGUCGGCUGGAUGGGCUUCAACGGUGGCUCCGGCUUCGCUUCGUCUCUCAAGGGCGCCUUCGCUGUCUUCAACACCAACCUCGCCGGCGCUGUUGGUGCCAUGACCUGGAUGAUCAUGGACUUCCGUCUUGAGCGCAAGUGGUCCAUGGUCGGCUUCUGCACUGGCGCCAUUGCCGGCCUUGUCGCUAUUACUCCCGCCGCCGGUGUUGUCGGCGCCCCCGCCGCCGCGCUCAUCGGUCUCGUCUCUGCCGUCGUUUCCAACUUGUGCACUAGCCUCAAGGCCUCGAUGCGCGUCGACGACCCGAUGGAUAUCUUCUCGGUCCACGCCUUGGCUGGUAUUGUCGGCACCCUUAUGACCGGUCUGUUCGCCCAGAGCUCAGUUGCCGCCAACGACGGUUUCAGCGCCAUCGGCGGUGGCUGGCUUGACCGCAACUGGAUCCAGCUCGCCAAGCAGCUUGCCUGGGUUUGCGUCGGCUGUGGCUGGACCUUUGUUGUCACUAUCGCUAUCAUGUUCGUCAUCAACCUUAUUCCCGGCUGCAAGUUCCGCGCCAGCGAGGAGGCCGAGAUUGUCGGCAUGGACGAGGUCGAGCUUGACGAGUACAUUGCCGACUACGCCUUCUUCCGCCGCGACCUCGAGUUCAACGCCGAGAUGACCGCCGAGUACGACACCUGGCGCCGCAACAACUCGGGCGGUGAGACUUUGCCCAUGUGGCGCUCGAUGAGCGGUGUCCAGAUCGCCGAUCGCCUCCAGCAGCAGCACGACCGUGAGCGCUCGCAGUCGCGUGGCCGCUCCGCCUCCCGACCCACUCACCUCGCCCCCAUGCCCGAAGUGCACAUCGACCUCGAGCGCGACGACGAGGUCACUGCCGGAUCGCCAAGCGAUGGUGAAAAGGGCAUGAGCGAGGUGUACGAGAAGCCCGCUUCCUUGACCCCCUCUCCCGCCACAGUGACGCCCCGGGGUGUCUCUCCUAACGAGAAGGCGUAAUGGAGGGAGCGAAU